AGUACUGAUAAUAUGGUGCUUUUAAACAGAACAGAGACAAUACAAUUUCUUUUAACUUCAGCAAUAGCGGAGAAACAUCAAUGUCUCAUUGUAAUUGUCUGAAUGCAUUGAUUGUAUGAAUGAACAAAAAAUGCAAUCUAUCCAGAAAUGGAAAAUUGGACAGAGGUGUCCGAAUUCAUUCUCCUAGGCUUAACAAAUGACCACACACAGCAACGUGUUCUCUUCACAGUUUUUCUACUGCUAUACCAGACUUGCUUAUUUGGAAAUGGAGCCAUCUUAGUAGUUACCUUUGUUGAACCACGAUUACACACCCCCAUGUAUUUUUUCCUAGGGCAUCUGUCAUUUUUGGAUAUAUGUUGUUCUACAGUAAUUGUGCCAAAAAUGUUGACUGGGUUCAUAACAGAGCAACAAACUAUUUCCUUUGUUGGCUGCCUCACUCAGCUGCAUUUCUUUCACUUCCUGGGCAGCAGUGAGGGCAUGCUUUUGGCUGUCAUGGCAUUUGACCGUUAUGUAGCCAUAUGUAAUCCUUUGCAUUAUACCAUUAUCAUGAAUAAAUUGACUUGUGUUAUGCUAGUUGGGGUCACCUGGGUCAUUGGUUUCUUUCAUGCCCUGAUGCAUACAGUGGUGACCUCCCAGGCAUGGUUUUGUGGUCCUAAUCUUAUCCAGCACUUUUUUUGUGACAUCAAACCUCUCCUCAUGUUGGCCUGCAGCAGCAUAGUCCUAAACCUCACACUUCUUAAUGUUGUCACUAGUGGUAUUGCUCUGACCUCUUUUUUCCUUACUCUCUUGUCCUAUCUUUACAUUGUCACAUUCCUGUUUUUCAAAGCCAGCUUGUGGCAGAACCGUUGGAAAGCUUUCUCCACCUGUGCUUCCCACCUGACAGUUGUGGCUCUUUUGUACAUCCCUGUUAUUUUUAAUUAUAUUCUUAGCUCUGCUGCUGAAUCUGCUGAAAGGGAGAUGAGCAUGACUCUGCUGUAUAGUGUCUGCACUCCAGUUUUAAAUCCUUUGAUUUACACUUUGAGAAAUCAAGAGGUCAAAUCUGCUCUAAGAAAAAUCCUAUGCAGAAAAUCUCCUUCUAGAGGAACAUAAACACAUAGAGGAAUGAUAUAGAUAUAACAUUAGAAUUUCUUUGAAUGGGAAAACUUGAUUUUUUGGAAGUCUCAUUGGAAACAUGAAAAGUAAGUUCACCUUCAGUCCCUGAAGCUGGUUGGGCCUUCUCAAACCAAUCUCCUAUCACCAAUUGCUCACUUACCUUUCAAAGAUCUCCAGAAUUCAAUAUGUCAGGAAAGGAGAAGAGGCUGGGUAAUGUAUCAUGCAGAGGCCAUGCCCACCCCAGCUCCAACAAUGCGAAAAAAGUUGCAAUACAUCGCAACAUGUCACAUGAUGUGGCAAG
Molecule: messenger RNA, 1393 nt
Organism: Crotalus tigris (Tiger rattlesnake)
Lineage: Eukaryota; Metazoa; Chordata; Lepidosauria; Squamata; Viperidae
Product: olfactory receptor 12D2-like
Exons: 2
Coding region: 148-1089 (313 amino acids)
Biological process (GO): G protein-coupled receptor signaling pathway
Cellular component (GO): membrane
Molecular function (GO): G protein-coupled receptor activity; olfactory receptor activity
Source: RefSeq, a predicted model, not a curated record